AAAUCUCAGAGAAAUUCAAAAUCUACAUAUUUUUGGUACUUAACCUUUGCACCCAAUAACAUAACCUUUGCCCCCGGGAUCUCGCGGAAUCUCGAAGGUCGGAAAACGUGAGCGAGAUCUCGUUCUCUUUUCCUGGACUUCGCCAUCUUGUGAGCAAAAAUGGCUCCCCGUAAGGGUAAGAAGGAGAAGGAAGAACAGGUCAUCUCUCUGGGACCUCAGGUCGCCGAGGGUGAAAAUGUUUUCGGUGUUGCCCACAUCUUUGCUUCCUUCAAUGACACAUUUUGCCACGUCACAGAUCUCUCUGGCAGAGAGACAAUUGUCCUGGUGACUGGUGGGAUGAAGGUCAAGGCUGAUCGUGACGAGGCUUCCCCCUACGCUGCCAUGUUGGCAGCCCAGGACGUCGCUGCCCGCUGUAAAGAAAUCGGCAUCACGGCCCUACACAUCAAGCUGAGAGCUACGGGAGGAAACAAGACCAAGACUCCAGGUCCAGGUGCCCAGUCUGCCCUCAGAGCGCUUGCCAGAUCAGGCAUGAAGAUUGGCCGUAUUGAGGAUGUGACACCUAUCCCGUCAGACAGCACCAGGAGGAGUGGUGGACGCCGUGGUCGCCGUCUGUAGACACCAGACUUGUUAGACUUGUACCAUCCAGAGGGAAAUAAACACACUUCUGUACACCA
Messenger RNA from Branchiostoma floridae (Florida lancelet), 674 nucleotides. RefSeq names its product 40S ribosomal protein S14. Gene Ontology annotation, cellular component: ribosome; cytosolic small ribosomal subunit. Gene Ontology annotation, molecular function: small ribosomal subunit rRNA binding; mRNA 5'-UTR binding; structural constituent of ribosome. Lineage: Eukaryota; Metazoa; Chordata; Leptocardii; Amphioxiformes; Branchiostomatidae. The transcript is spliced from 5 exons. The coding region runs from base 160 to 615 and encodes 151 amino acids. The record is from RefSeq and is a predicted model, not a curated record. Gene Ontology annotation, biological process: maturation of SSU-rRNA from tricistronic rRNA transcript (SSU-rRNA, 5.8S rRNA, LSU-rRNA); translation; ribosomal small subunit assembly.